AAUGUGGAAGGAGGGCUGUGUUCUGGUCCAACACGUCAUCCACCAGCUCACACCACUCCCCCAAAACCAGACUGGGCAGGAGGCGGUGUGCAGAGCCCCGCUCCAAGCCAAUUCAGAGGAUGAAGGAGAUGUACCUAAAGGCAAACACUUUCCUCCUUUGCAACCUGGAGACAGCUCCCUUAAGGAAACCUGCUCAGCAUCAGGCCUCUGCCAGGCCCACGUGUGGUCCUUGCAUGCCAGUUAACAGAGAAGCCCCCUUGGGCCAAUGCCAUCUCAUGCCUAGCCAAGGCUCCUUUGAGUAGGGUGCAGCUGGAUUCCAGCCCUCUCACCAAUGUGGCCAGGCCCUUUGUGCAGUGCACAACCCUUACAACUGUCCCAGCCAGGUGUCUCCUGUACUGCACGCUUUCUGCACUGCACUGUGGACUUCCCAGUGUGCCCCCUGAGUCUCCUACUCUUCUUCCCACUGCCUUUGCAGCAUCCUGAGAGCAUUUACCUUCCUCCCCCCUGGGCCAAACAGGCAUGUCUGGGCUGCAUUUCACAAAAAGUGCUGGAGACCCUCUGGAGAGGCUCAGGCAAGGCCCCUAACUGUGGAACCCACAGUGAGGACUUCAGCCCCUGGGGGUGUUCAACCAGAGGCCACCGCAGGGAACAUGGCCAUAAUAGGACCCAAUCCCAGACUCUGAUGGCUUUAUAUAUUGCUGGGGCUUUUCUGGGUCGCUGCCUACUCCCUGCCAAUCCUGGACUUCCUCCCCCCAGGUGUCAGCCAGGGUCCCUGGCCUACAGAGCAAGGGAGAAGGCCCACUGGCUGGGCUGCUUCCAGAGGUUCCUGGCCUACAUGCUGCUCUCUGUGGCCUGCUUCCUCCACCCUGUCCUGGUCUGGCACGUGACCAUCCCAGGCUCUAUGCUCAUCAUCACUGGCCUGGCCUACUUCCUGCUGAGCAAGCGGAAAAAGAGCAAAGUUGCCGCAGAGGUGCUGCCCCCCCCAGAGCAGUACACGGACCCCUCUGGCAGCGCCGUGAGUACCACCGGCUCUGGGGACACCGAGCAAACGUACACCUUCCAUGGGGCCCUCAAGGAGGGGCCUGGCUCCCUCUUCGUCCACAUGAAGAGCGUCCUGAAAGGGACCGGGAAGCCCAACGCCCUCCAGCACCCAGACGCCCUGACGGAGCUGACUCUGGAGCCAGCUGAUCCACUGGCCAAGAAGAAGCAGGUGCACUUUGAGGACAGUAUGGUCAGAAUGAUCCCGGACCUGGCCGAAGACCUGGACGAUGGGGACGGCGAGCCAGAGGAGACCACCUCUGACACCACCCCCAUCAUCCCUCCCCCCGAGCCCCCACUCUUCCUAUCUUCCCUCACGGGCACCAGCCUCUUCUGAGCUGCUUGUUCCAGGCUGGGGGAUGCUCAGCAAGGGGUCUGUAUAGAUAGACAGCCCUGCCUGGAAUUUCCUGAUGUCCAGGGGCCCUCCGGGGAGCUCGGGGUCUUCACAGGUCAGUUCUUCAACGGGUGACCAGACAUCCCCACGGUAUCUGGGCCUCUGGGACCAUCGAGCGACAUGACAGGUCCUGCGGAGACCUUGAGGGUGGCUUAAACGAAGCUCGCACUGCCUUGAACCCUCACAAGUUUCUCUCUCCCAGACAUGGAGCGGAGAAAUCCUUGUGCUUUCCCCGAAGGAGACCAUCAUUCCCACAUCACACAAGGCUGCGUCAGUCCAGAAGCCCAGGGGCUUCUCUUGCUCCUGACACAGGACCCAGCACUCAGCAAGGACUCACGGCCCAUCUCAUCUCUGAUGUAACAUUUCAGCUCUGAAAGGCCAGGGAUGCGUUGGCAGCUUACACAUCUCAGAGGCAGGUGUAGACUACAGCUAUGGGUCCUGAACUCCAACCGAGAUGGUUCAGGACAGGGAGCAGGGAGAAAAGGCAAGGGUGCGAGCCCUCAGGAUGGGAGCAGCGCCGAGCUGUGGGCCGAAUUCUCUGCGCGCUCUGGGGCCGGCGCUGGGCAGCAGGAGUCACAGAGUGACUUGAGACAAUGCGGCUCUGUGCUCACUGCAGGGAGAGCCAGGCCAGAUGAGCAAUAUUCAUUCCAGAAGCAUCGCUGAGGGCUCCCUACAUCCUCACUACAUGGGCUCUCAAGAUUCCAAGUAGAUGAUGUAAACUGAAAGAGACUGAAAUCUGACAGUCCUCAGCCAUGAAUGCCAACACACAGGACAAGACGCUUGCUGUAUGCAGGGACCACAGAGGCGGUGCCCUGGAGACUCACACAGUACGGAGACAUUGCUCUGCCCUGCUUGGUGACUGUUGGGAGAAGAGGUGAGAAAUGUAUAUUUGUUGAAAAUGCGAGAGAAGGAAGGAAGAGCGGGAAAAGAAGGAAGACAGGAAAGUUGGCAGGCAGCAGGCCAGGUCUCUGCCACAGGGCCACGGAAGUGACAGUUAACCCAGAAUGAACAAAGAAAGAUGAAUCAGAUACUCAGUUAAGGAUUUGCAAUAUGUAUUUCUACAAAGUGUUCUGUGGUCCAUGGGAUUGUUACAAGGCAGAGCAGACACAUUAUUCUUCAUAGGCAAUCUUAAUUAAUGAGAAAUUAUAAUGCUUCUUCAUUCGUGCGUGUGAGCAAACACCAGGGUUCUGUAGAGCAAAACUUAGAGCACAUGCUUUAAGGUCUAGAUUAGAAACGUGUGCUCAUUCUUGUACACUUUUCAACAUUCCCUACAAGUUAUUUUGCAAAUGUAUGGAAAUAGCCAACCAGAAGCUAGUAUCAGUUUGGUGCCUAAAUGCAGCAGGUAUCCCAAACAAGCAGACCUCUCCCUGCAAUAACCCAGUUCUUCUGUAAAACCAAGUGAGAAAAGACAUUCUCACAAGCCUUCAGAGGUGGAAGCAAUAGCGUUGUUUCUUUAGCUGCCGCCGAGGAAGAAGUUCAGGAUCUGAGAGUCACAGCUGGGGGAGAAUGAGUAAUAUGGAACAUGGGUCUGGGUAGGCGGGGAUGGCCCCUGAUUCCGAAUGGGCCAGGUGUCCCAGGCUGGCCUGCUGUGCACGGAAGGAGUCCCAAGUGGGGAGGAGCCAGGGUCCCCACCUGUCAUGUGGAGAGGAGGAUACGAUGGGCACAGACACCCUCGCGUGGCACAGGCCUCUGGGGAACCCGACGGCCCUGCCCCAUUCUCAGCCCAAGUCAGCAGAGCUGGAUGGGUGGGUAGGCUGCAAGAAGCAAACUGGGAAGCAUAAUGUCCGAGCUUUCAGACCCCAUUUAAUAAACAUCUCUGUUAUAGCAUCGUUUGGGAUGUGUCUUAGAGGUAAGGUGGGCAUUGGGAGUUCUGGGUGAUAUGCGUGUGAUUCUGAGACAUCUAGGCUUCCUGGUGGCUGUCAUCAGUUAAGGGAGUCCGCUGGGUAUGCUGCAUUAGAGGCUGAGGCGAUUAUGAACUUACCUAGGUUAACAAAGUAAAGCUCUUCCACACUCUUAUUGCUGACCCCACACCCACCCCCGAAAAAAAGGUUUGGGUGAGAUCAUUCAAUAGACCAGAGCCCUCAUCUCUGUCAGUGGACCAGGCAAGAAACGUGACACCUUCCUCAAAAGCAGGCGACUACCACAUGUCUCCAUUUGAUUCUCAGCCCAAGACGCUAUAACCACAUCCUUAGCUACUGCUCUCCCUACAAAUGUGUAAUGACACCCAUCCUUGCUGAGAAACAGAGACUAGAAGGGCUGACUUUGUUGUAGCCCGCCUUCCUUUUUCAGCAGAAGGCAGAGCAGAUGUUGCGUAGACGUAGAACAGAGCUAUUGGAAGUAGAGCCCUGGGCUGGGGAUCGUUAAAUCUGCCCUUAACACGUUGAUUGACCUGGGCCAAGCCCCAUCACUUCUCUGGUUUCAGUUUCCCCUAGUAAGUGGGAGUAACAGCACUUCUCUCAGGAUGGGUGCAAUGAAUCCUCCAAGAAAGAUGGGGAAAGUGCUUUUCAGAUUACAAAUCACCCAAGUCGGUGUGAGUGCAUGUUCCUAUUACUGUGGGGACCUCUCCGUGAGGAAGCCCCAAAGUAAGGAAACACAGAAAACAUCACCAAGGCUUGUCUCCAGGGCAAGGCCAAUGCAGGUCUCAAAUCCAGAUUCCAGGCCUUGAGCCUGGAAAGGGUGUAGAUACCACCCUCCAGCUUAGAGAGCCAUAGUGGACCCCCAAUCAUGAGGAGCUAUGCCCUGGGGGGUCACCCAGUGUUCCAAUCUCUCUCCCACCAGUCCUAAAGGAUUUUUUUAGUUUUUAAAAUAACUUGAUUGAGAUAUAAUUCAAGUACCAUAAAAUUCACCAAAGUGUAUAAUUGAAUGUCCUUUAUUAUGUUCAUGAUCGACCUCACCACAAUCUAAGAUCACAGCAUUUUCAUCGCCCCUAAGAAAAGCCUGUUACCCAUUAGCAAUUAUUCCCCACCGCAACCCACUCCUAUGCUACGCAACCACUAAUCUACUUUCUGUCUUUAUAGAUUUUCCUAUUCUGGACAUUUCAUGUCAAUCGAAUCCUGUAUUGUAAUAUGUGGUCUUUUGUGACUUGCUUUAUUCACUUAGCAUAAUGUUCUCAAGGUUCACCCGUGUUGUAACAUGUAUCUUUAUUUUAUUCCUUUUCAUGGCUGUAUAAUAGUCAAUUAUAUGGUUAUACUACUUGUGUUUAUCCAUUCAUCUGUUGAUGGACGUUUGGGUUGUUUCCAUUUUGUGCCUAUUAUGAAUAAUGCUGCUAUGAACAUUUUCAUGUACAAGUUUUUGGGUGGACAUAUAUAUUCAUUUCCCUGAUAUAUACUUAGGGGUUGAAUUGCUUGGUCAAGUGGUAAAUCAGUGUUUAACUUCUUGAGAAACUGCCAAACUGUUUUCCAAAGGGGCUGCACCAUUUUACCUUACCAUCAACAGUGUAUGAGGGUACUGAUUUUUUCACAUCUUCACCAACAUUUGUUAUUGUCUGACUUUUUUAUUAUAGUCAUUCAUUAAUUAUGGUUUUGAUAUGCAUUUCCCUAAUGACUAAUGGUUUUGGGCAACCUUUCAUGUAAUUAUUGACCAUUUAUAUAUCUUCUUUGAGAAAUGUCCAUUCAAAUGCUUUGCCCUUUUAAAAAAAUUGGGUUAUUUGCCCUUUUAUUUUGAAUUGUAAGGGUUUUUAACAUAUUCUGGAUACUAGACUUUUACCAGUUACAUUAUUUGCAAAUAUUUUCUACCAUUCUAUGGGUUCCCUCUUCACUUUCUUGAUAGAGUCCUUUGAAGCCUUUUAUUUCUCUUUCUUGCCUGAUUUCCCUAGCUACCACCACCAGUACAACAUUGAAUAGAACAAGAGCAGAUAUCCUUAUCUUGUUCCUGAUUCUUGGGGAAAGCAUUCUUUCACCAUUGAAUAUGAUGCUACCUAGGUUUUUUUGUAGAUGUCCUCAUGAGGUUGAGGAAGUUUCUUUCUAUUUCCACAUUGUUGAGUGAUUUUAUCACGAAAGGUUAUUGGAUUUGUCAAAUGCUUGGGGCAAAACUGUAAUGUAAAGUGAACGCUGGAGGGAGAGGGAACCCCCAUGUUAUUAGCCAUCCCCGCCCAGAGUGGAGUGCCUGGAAUAAUUUCCAAGAGAUAGAGCUGAGAGGGAAUAAGGGAAUGGGUAGUGGUUCAAAUGCCAUAUACCCUCCCUGUUCUCACCAAGAUUUAGUAGAUUUUCUUGAAUGAAUUUUUCUCCGUUUGCUAUAUGCCCUUAGGACAAUUUCCAGAGAUUUUGAAUAAUUGAUACUUUUAAUUUCCUCCAGUUAAAUAGUUGGUUUGUAGGGAGACUGUCCCCCGAGCUCCUUGCACUGCCAAUCCAGAAGUCUUGCUCCUAAUUUUUUGUGCCAUGACCAUGAAGAAAUGGGAUGCAUUGAUGAGAACUUUGACCAUCAAGUGCACAAGACGUAGGCUGGAGCCCUAGAUCUGCUUUUCACCAGCUAUGUGGCCAGAGCUCAUGUAAC
Balaenoptera acutorostrata (minke whale) is the source of this 5923-nucleotide messenger RNA. It is a transcript of the gene TMEM72, whose product is annotated as transmembrane protein 72. Lineage: Eukaryota; Metazoa; Chordata; Mammalia; Artiodactyla; Balaenopteridae. The record is from RefSeq and is a predicted model, not a curated record. Bases 332 to 1375 code for a protein of 347 amino acids. The transcript has 2 exons.